Molecule: messenger RNA, 711 nt
Organism: Kwoniella botswanensis
Lineage: Eukaryota; Fungi; Basidiomycota; Tremellomycetes; Tremellales; Cryptococcaceae
Exons: 8
Coding region: 1-711 (236 amino acids)
Molecular function (GO): protein binding
Source: RefSeq, a predicted model, not a curated record
AUGUCAUCAUUUAGUAUACAUAAAGCUGCCUUGGAGGGACAACCGGGACUGAUCAGAAGUCUAUUAAGUGAAGAUCCCAAAUUGGUCAACUCGAAGGACGAGGAUGGUAGAACACCAUUACAUUGGGCAUCUACGACUGGUAAUCUGAAUGUAUUACAGUUGAUAUUGAGUUAUCAUCCAGAGUUGGAAAGUAGGGAUUCGAUGGGAUGGACAGCAUUGAUCAUUGCUUCCGCAUCAAACCAGGUUGAAGUAGUUAGAGAAUUGUUGGAAGCUGGCGCUCAGGUAGAUGCGAUAAACGAAAAGGGACAAACAGCUUUACAUUACGCAGCUUCAAAAGGGAAUGUGUCUAUUGGCAGAUUGCUUAUAUCAAGAGGAGCAGAUAUAAACGUCAAAGAUCGUGCAUCUCAAUUCCCAUUACAUCGAGCAGCCACCACUGGUAAUCAUGCGUUCUUGAGCUUGUUGUUGAACCCUCCUGAAGGAAGACCGAAAACAAGGUUGAAUGGUGCUGAUAGAGCAGGAAACACACCAUUACAUCUUGCGUUCGAAAGUGGACAUGGAGAUGCAGCUGUCACGUUGAUAGAAGCAGGAGCCGAUCGGGAGAGGUCAAACUCAGAGGGCCAAGUACCGGAAGAGAUCGAAGGUGUAGGUGGACAAGAACAGAAGAAUGUUAGGAAUUAUGUGGUUUCGAAAGUCGGUCCAAGAAGGGAGUGA